Branchiostoma floridae (Florida lancelet) is the source of this 952-nucleotide messenger RNA. Its product is annotated as major facilitator superfamily domain-containing protein 6-like. The transcript has 3 exons. Bases 26 to 910 code for a protein of 294 amino acids. The record is from RefSeq and is a predicted model, not a curated record. Gene Ontology annotation, molecular function: transmembrane transporter activity. Lineage: Eukaryota; Metazoa; Chordata; Leptocardii; Amphioxiformes; Branchiostomatidae. Gene Ontology annotation, cellular component: plasma membrane.
CGUCUCGGUGAUUGCUGGCUUUGCAAUGGAUAAUUUCAGUGAGGGACAAGAAAAUCAAGACAGAGCUGACUACUCGGUCGCUUUUUACAUGUUCGCUGGUUUUGGUACCUUGACGUUGCUUACAGUUGCUUUCGGAUUUGAGAAGUGGCGCCAGAAGAGACCAGAAAAGAUGCUUCAGAGUCUACGAAAGCUUUUGGGGAAACCCAACGAGCUGUUGUUCCUUGCCGUCAUGUUCACCAUAGGGUCGUCAUUCGGUGCUAAGGCUAACUUCCUUUUCUGGUAUCUGAAAGACAUGGGAGCUAGUCAGUUGCUGUUGGGACUUGCGAUGAUGAUUAACUGCAUGGCAGAAAUCCCUUUCAUGUUCUUUUCGGGUCACCUGAUACGCAAGAUCGGCCACAAACAAGUCUUCCAGCUGGCGCUGUUGUGCUAUACCAUCAAGUUUUUCUCGUACUCUCUGAUACCGAGCGCAUGGUGGGUUCUGGCGAUAGAACCGCUACACGGCAUCACGUUUGGGGCGAUGUACGCCACCGCCAUAACGUACACAAGUUUGAUCGCACCACCCGGGAUGGAGACCACCAUGCAAGGCAUCGUGGGAGCGGUCCACUUCGGUGUGGGUUUUGCAUCAGGUGCUCUCAUCGGUGGAGCCAUCUUCAAUGCGUUUGGUGGAGUGGUUUUGUUCCGAGUGUACGCUGUCGUUUGCCUCGUCUCGUGUAUCCUCUACCGCCUGAUCCCCCGCUUCCUAAGAAACUCCAAGGGAGAAGAAGCUAGUCCAGGUCCACAGCACGGGGAGAGUGAAGAAACCCAUCCUGUUGCAGAAGGUCAAGAUGAAACAAGGACAGAAACAUGUAGCAAGUCUUAUGAAACUAUUUAUGAAAAUGCGAAUGUAUCCUACUACGAGACAUCUGUAUGAUUUUAGCAAUUGCUGGGUAAAAACAGUGAAAGAAAAAAAAAA